Molecule: messenger RNA, 1198 nt
Organism: Hibiscus syriacus
Lineage: Eukaryota; Viridiplantae; Streptophyta; Magnoliopsida; Malvales; Malvaceae
Product: protein XRI1-like
Exons: 9
Coding region: 224-1111 (295 amino acids)
Biological process (GO): male meiotic nuclear division; female meiotic nuclear division
Source: RefSeq, a predicted model, not a curated record
AUCCCGUGAAUCACGCCCCCUCCUCAAAAGCGAAAAAAGAGAGACCUGUUGGUGGGUUGUUUUCGUUUUGCCUUGCCUUGGAUAAAUACCGAAGACCCAGAAAAAUAUUGUCUCUCUCUGUAUAACGGCUACUUUUGGCGGCGUUGUUGAACAACUGAAGACUGUGAAGGCAAAAAAGAAAAGAGGGGUCGACUUGGUUCAGUUUUGAAGGGAGGCAGAAUAUAUGGAUUACAACGCUCAUCAAAAUACUUGGAAUUGGCAUGGGGAGAAUUAUGGUGUUCAAAACCACUCUGAUUUUGAUCCCUCACAAGAUGAUUGGACUCAACUUACCUUCAGUGAGGAAGAUCUUUCCUGCAUGUUUGAUGAAAAAACCCCUGUUAAGGAAUGUGGAGAUCUAUCAUACUAUUUUACACACAACGAUGAUGUAAGAAAGGAACCAGAAGAUGAGAGGGAAUCCUCUUCUCAAGUUAGGAAAAAGCGUAGGAUGCUUCAGUUUGACACUUAUGAUGUCGAGUCUUCCCUUUUCUGUGAAGAGACGCCAUCUACAUUCCUAAAAUCAAGUGAGAGUGAUGAUUUAACCGAAGAGGUUUUUCCGGAUGCAUUUCAAUGGAGUGCUGGAUUUACAGAGGAUGCAUCUGCUUCCAGUUAUGAAGGCCUGGAUCAGUUGUGUGAAGGGUGGCUCGCUGAUUAUUUUAAUGAUGCGGAUAUGUUUCUAAGCUCCGAUGAUAUGAAUCUUACCGCAGCAUCUGAUGUUCAUAAUGAUAUUUCAGAGUUGUCCGAUGCGCGACCAGAGCCUGGCCCUGAUGCUGUUCAAAAGCAGGCAACUCAAACCACUCAAAAUGUAGUUUUCAAAAGUAGGAAGUCAUUGAAUUGCCCUCCCUCGAAGCUACCGUCUUCUAUUGCCUAUCCAUUUGCUUUCAUUAAGCCCUCUGGUUUCCAUGGAGAUGUUACCCUGCAAGAUAUAAACCAGCGGAUCCAAACACCGUCGAAAGCGAAAAAGAGCAAUGCUGAUUUCCCGACUUCUGCUUUUUCCGGGAAGCUGGUCGUCGGCAAAACUAAAAUCCGGACCGAAGGAGGUAAAGGCAGCAUCACAAUUAUGAGAACCAAAUAAUAAGUACAUAAAGAUUAUUUCUUAAUUAUUCCCGACUGCCACUGGUAUAGAAUCUCAUACAUGGUUUUACAAAGCAGAAAUUUUGUA